UGGGCGCGGGGCCAAGAAACACCAUGCACGACCCUUCCUCCCCUCACCAAGGCCAAGGAUGCUGCCUCUCCGUCACCGGCGCCUAAAUCACCCGUCUAUAUUAGUACCCGCGAAAGACACUUAAUAAUGCUUACCUUGGCGCCGAGGAGUUAGUCUGCAAGGAAGGGUGCGAGGGAGAGCCCGUGCUGCUGUCCGUCUACAGAGCGCGUGGACGAGGGUAGAAUCUGUAAUGUGCUUGCCCUUCAUCUAUCAGGAGUAUUCUUUGCUUGGUCCCCACGGCAACUGCAAGAUAAUAAAAGCCAAUUCUGAGUUGAGCUGUCCACGUCUGGUCCUCGCAUGAAAGAACCAGUAGGAUUUAGAAACGUCGCGGGUGUAGAGUGUGUUGUAGAAGCUCUCCGUCUCUCAUGGAUUCUUCUUUAUCUGCAAGCAAAUAAGUGCAGGCUCUGAGUCUUCGUACUAAAGAAGCAGUAUAGUAUAGAAACGUGGCGGCUGGAGAGUGCGUUAAACAAGCUCUCCGUCUCUCAGGAUACUUCUCUACCUGCUUCCCACGGCAACUGGAAACAAAUAAGUGCAGGCUCUGAGUCUUCGUAUGAAAGAAGCAGUAAAAUAGAGCAACGUGGCGAGUGUAGAGUGCGUUAUACAAGCUCAGGAUUCUUCUCUAUCUGGCUCCCACGGCAACUGCAAGCAAAUAAGUGCUCGUUCGGAGUUUCGAAAUGUACAAGUCCUCGUAUGAAAUAAACAUUUGAAAGUAGAAACGUGGGGAGCAUACCUGAUCUACGCCUCGCAGGAAAUCCUAGCAACUACCAACAGCGCCUGCAAGCAAACAAACGCCGGCUCUGAGUUGAACCUACGUCUGGUCCUCGUAUGAAAGACCCACUAGAGUAUUGAAACGUGGCGAGUGUAGAGUGUUAUACAAGCUCUACGUCUCUCAGGAAACUCUAUUAACAACUUUCCACGGCAUCUAAACGUUUAGUGACCUAUGUUUGGUCUUCCCCUCUAAGAAAGAGUAAAGAAUAGCAACGAGGGUACACUACUGGCCUACAUAUUGGCACUCUUUUACCUGCUUUGAACAUGGUAUGCCAACGAUGUGCUUUCAGUGAGAGAGACCGAGAGUGUUCAGUGCAAACGGACACUCUGAACCACAUAUCCCUUCCCUGAGUUAGUGCUUUGAAAGGCUGUGAGCGCGAGGAAUUACAGAACGAAGAGCCAGCCACUUCAAGUCAUAUUCCUCACACGACAUCGAAAACAACAUUAUAAAAAAGCCAUAUAGUACUCUUCCCUGACUUAGUGUUGGAAAGGACAUAAGCCCGACAAUACAGAGUGAACAGCCAGCCCCUUACAACCAUAUUCCCCCCCCCCCCCCAAGACUUCGAAAAUACAUUAGAAAAAAGCAAUAGAGUACCCUUACUUGACUUAGUGUUUUGAAAGGUUGUGAGCGCGAGAAAAUACAGAGCAAGCAACCUCCCGAGACUUUGAAAACUUGGAGAAGGCUAAAGUACGUCCGUCUGUGUUGUUAGUUCACGGCAGACAGACUCUUCAAAGACUCCCACCUUUCCUGAGUAUAGAAAUUAAAAAGGAAAGCUCUGUUAAAAUACGUUUCUGCAUAAGGGAGAGUAACCGACAAUUGAACCCUUCCCUUACCUAUAAACACAAGGAAAUACUUUGAAUCACGAACUUCUGAAGGAAUAUACGGUGAAAACAGGCAACCUUACCCUUUCCUAAGCUACCCCAACAAGAAAAAGCUAAGGAAAGGCUCUGAAUAACAAACUCGUGUACUGUAAGGCAAGGAACGGUACGGAUUGACAACUGUACCCUUCCCUUACCUACCCCAACAAGGAGAGGCUGAGGCAAGGACCUGAACAACAACCCUCUAUUCUGUAAGGGAGAUUAGAGGUAGUACUGUCAUAAUUUUUGUACUUCGACGAAAAGGAGACUAUAAUCGGGUUCUCACGAGUGUUUAUUUAGGCCCACGGUACAGAAGAAGGGACAAACUACCACCAGGGUCAUAAAACUACCUCUGGAAAUAACCAAAACUCCUACGAAAGCCCUGUCAAAUAUUCUUACCUUUCUCUUACCUAGUCAACCGUAUAGGAAGACUGCAAGAAGCUCCUAUAUUGAUUUCCCUUACCUUUCAAAACUGUAAGGAAAGUGAAAAACAAGCUCCGAAGGGAAGGCAAAGUGAAAACAGACAGCCUUACCCUUUCCUUAUCAUUCAAACUGUAAGGCAAGACUCUGAAUAACAUACUUGUGUACUGUAAGGCAAGAUACAGUACUCAUAGAUAGCUUACCUUUUUCUUACCCAUUCAAACUGUAAGGCAAGACUCUGAAUAACCAACCCGUGUACUGUAAGGCAAGAUACGGUGCCUUCCUUUACCUACCGAAACAAGGAAGGACUUACUAACGGGUUCCUAAGGCAAGACAAGGUGAAAACAGACAGCACUGCCCUUCCCUUACGCACCCAGGCCGUAAAGCAGGGCGCAGGUCAAGACUUCAAGGUGGCAGGCAUGACGUACCAGAGGGAGUGGGGGGGACAGAGGGCCUCGUAUGCGGGGUUCGGAAUCACACUACCCAUCAUGUGUCCCCCGUGCCACGCCUUGUCCACUCCGCCCUCCCCGCCUGAGGCCAACCCCUCGAUCCUCUCCAGCUCCGCCCCCUCCACCUUCCACUUCCCCACCCCGCCCGACACCUGCGACAACCCCACCACUUUGUUCCCCCACAGAAGCCUCUCCUAUAAUUGCAUGGAUCUGGUCCGGCAGCACUUGGGCCACGUCGAGAACCGGCUCUUCGAGAUGUUCGGCGACAAGGAGAAGCAGACCAUCAACAUAAAUAAGUUCCUCAUGGGACUGACGGCGACAGGGAUGCGGCCCACCGACCCUCGCCUCAAGCAGACCCGGGACAACCUCAAGAAGCUGCAAGACAACCUGGGCACCGAAUUCGUCACCCUCGAGGUUGACUACGACACUUUCAUGAGCAUCAUCUCGGAGAACCUGGAGGUGGUGGUUCGCGCGUUCUCUGGCUCCUUCGUCAUCCCAGACUUCCAGGGAUUCUGUAAGCAGAUUGAAGACAUUUACACCCUCUGCCACGCCAACCACUCCGGCAGGCCCGCUCACUACAUCCCUCAACUGGCUCGCUUCAGCUCCAAGUGUUGGGGUGUUUCCGUGUGCACCGUGGACGGCCAGCGCUUCUCCCUGGGCGACGUGGAUGUGCCCUUCACCAUACAGUCCUGCAGCAAGCCUUUGACUUACGCCAUCGGCCUGGCUCUGAACGGCACUGAGUACGUGCACAAGUAUGUCGGGAUGGAGCCCUCGGGACGCUACUUCAAUGAACUGGUCCUUGAUUAUAACAACAAGCCUCACAACCCGAUGAUCAACUCCGGGGCCAUCAUGACAUCGGCGAUUAUCAAGCCUGAACUCUCGGCGGCAGACCGGUUUGACUAUAUGUUCAAGGUGUACAAGCGCCUGGCCGGGGACGAGUAUCUGGGCUUCAACAACUCGGUCUUCCUCUCAGAAAAAGAAUGCUCGGACCGCAACUUCGCGCUCGCCUACUUCAUGAGGGAGAACAAGUGCUUCCCGCCUAACCACAAGCUGCACGAGUCCCUGGAUUUCUACUUUCAGCUCUGUUCAAUGGAGAUCACGGCGGAGUCCGGGGCGGUGAUGGCGGCCACACUAGCUAACGGCGGCCUCAACCCCCUAACCGGCGACCCAGUGCUCACCGUGGACGCCAUACGGAACACACUCACCCUCAUGCACUCCUGCGGGAUGUAUAACUACUCGGGACAGUUCGCCUUCCAAGUUGGGUUGCCGGCGAAGUCAGGUGUAUCAGGUUGUGUCCUCCUGGUCGUCCCUAACACCAUGGGCAUCUGUCUCUGGUCGCCGCCCCUCGACUCCAAUGGGAACUCCUGCCGUGGGGUCCAGUUCUGCAUGGAAAUGGUGUCUCGCUUCAACUUCCACAACUUCGACAACCUGAGAGGCUACUCGAAGUCCAAGCAGGACCCGCGCACCACCAAGGCUGAGUCCAAGGCGCAAAUCCUCUUUGACCUCCUCUUCUCCGCUGCCGCCGGGGACAUCUCAGCGCUCAGACGCCACUCCCUCGCGGGCACGGACAUGCAGGCAAAGGACUACGACGGCCGCACCGCCCUCCACGUGGCCACCUCGGAGGGGCAUGACGAAGUGGUGGACUUCCUCGUCAACAGGUGCAACGUCUUCCCACUGCCCAAGGACCGAUGGGACAGGACGCCACUGGACGACGCCGAGAGCUUCGACCGCCCCGUUUGUCUCCGGAUCAUCAAGGAAUGCUGCAAGAGGAAAAACAUCGAGCUGCCAAUAUCCUACAAAGACUUCAUGGCGCUCAACAACCAGACUAGCGGGAUGCUGGUGGCCCCUCAAAGCACUUAAAGACACUAGGAUAUGUUUUGUACUUAGGUCUGGUGCCACGGUGUAAAUACAUGUCAGUUGAGGGCAUCGUAUUGUCGCUCGCACAUCAGAAAAAGGUUAACAGGAAAGGAGGGAGGGAGAGCAUGUGCAGAGAGUGUUGAGGAAAGGUUGUUAUUGUCGGUCAUACAUCAGUCUUAUAUGGAUGUAGGAAAGGAUAGUGUGUGUAAGGCAAGUUGAGGAAAUGUUGACGUUGUAAUAAAGGAGCCAUAUUGUCAGUCACACAUCAGUUAGGUUAGUAUGGAAGAAAGGAAGGGAUAGCAUGUGUAUGGUACGGGUAGGCGGUGGCUGAGUGGUAUCGUGCGGGCCCAGCAUUCAUCACGUCAUGGACAACGUCGAUUCGAAUCCCCACGCUACCACCUGGGAUUUUUCAGUCACCGCCGAGUGGCCUAAGACUACCCACAUGCUGUCCUGAAGACCACCCAUCAACCCGGACUCUAGAAGAAACCGUCCAAGUGAAAAGUGAAUAAAAAAAUGAGUUCCGGGGGGCAGCAUGAGCCAAGUAUAGGUGGCGCCACUAUAAAAAAAAAAUUGCCUGCGCCAUGACGGGCCGCUAUAGGCAGGGAUAUAAAAAAAAGUCACGCAUCAGAUAAAGACUAAUAUGGAAGAAGGGAGGAAUAGUGCAUCUAGUGGGUGUUGAGGAAGUGUUGAUACUGAAAUAAAGGUACGAUAGAGUCAAUCAUAAACCAGUUAAAGCUAAUAUUGAAG
Messenger RNA from Eriocheir sinensis (Chinese mitten crab), 5138 nucleotides. Its product is annotated as glutaminase liver isoform, mitochondrial-like. Bases 2505 to 4394 code for a protein of 629 amino acids. Gene Ontology annotation, biological process: L-glutamine catabolic process. The transcript has 14 exons. Gene Ontology annotation, molecular function: protein binding; glutaminase activity. NCBI's taxonomy places the organism in Eukaryota, Metazoa, Arthropoda, Malacostraca, Decapoda, Varunidae. The record is from RefSeq and is a predicted model, not a curated record.